Messenger RNA from Necator americanus (New World hookworm), 468 nucleotides. RefSeq lists its product as uncharacterized. The transcript has a single exon. NCBI's taxonomy places the organism in Eukaryota, Metazoa, Nematoda, Chromadorea, Rhabditida, Ancylostomatidae. The record is from RefSeq and is a predicted model, not a curated record. The coding region runs from base 1 to 468 and encodes 155 amino acids.
AUGAUGUUUUCUAACUUGAAUCAGCGGGAACUCUCAGGACACACUGAACAAGGCGGUCGACAGGUCUCCUCACAAUGUGAGCAAAGGAGCGUAGACAAUUUUUGUAUAGUCAUUUUCGAUGGAUGUAAUUCGCAGGCUGCUGCUUUACGCUCACAUCACUAUAUCGUCGGGGUACUCGAUAUCGGUCAAGGGACACACCGUGUUGCCAAGUCGAUGUCAGCAGUACAUGUCUUUCGCAAUGUGUCAUGGAAAACCUCAGCGAAAAGAGAAGCUGAACAUGAAGGUUCCUGCCACUGUCCCUGUCUCGCUUCUGUUACCAGUUCAAACGAUGAUGUACAUCCGGCUGAUGUUCGAACUGCAGCGGUUGUUGGUUGGUCCAUGUCAUCAAAUAGGCUAAUUUUCAUGGUACUCCAUCGGCGUACAGCAGCCAGAGAAAACGUCCGUGAUGAGGAGGUCCAAAGAGGCUAG